AUGACCUCUGUACAAGACUCCCUCAUCUUCGGCAACAUCCUCUCCACCCGGGAAUCCGCCGCGAUCUGGUCCGACAAGACCCGCACACAGUGUUAUCUCGCGUUCGAGGGCGCGCUGGCCAAGGCGCAGGCCCGACUCGGCAUCAUCCCCCAGAGGGCCGCCGACGAGAUCAUCAAGUUCUGCCUGGACAUCCGGAACGUCGACUUCCACGACCUCCGCCAGCAGACUGAGCUGAUUGGGUACCCGGUGCUGGGCCUGGUCAGGCAAUUGGUCAGCCACAUCAAUGCGAUCGAGCCGGGGCUCGGGGAGUGGGCGCACUGGGGCGCGACGACGCAGGACGUGACCGACACGGCGACGGUGAUCCAGCUGUGGGAUACGAUGAGCCUCUUCGAGAAGACACUCGAGGAUAUCAUCGCCUCACUCCGGUAUCUGGCGGACAAGUAUAAAUCCACCCCAAUGGCCGCCCGGUCGAAUCUUCAGCAGGCAGUCCCCAUGUCCUUUGGGUUCAAGCUUGCCAGGCUCCUCGCCACAUUUCUCCGACAUCGCGAGCGACUAAAGGACGUCGAGGCGAGGCUGACGGUGUUGGAGUUUUCCGGCGCGGCGGGAACCUUGGCGACGCUCCCGCCCACGCAGGACCUCCCCUUGCUCGGUCUCGAAUGUCAGCGCGAACUGGCCAAAGACCUGAACCUCAAAGUGCCCGAGAUCGCGUGGCACACGGAACGCGACCGCAUCGCCGACUUUGGCUCCCUGUGCGCCAUGCUGACCAGCACGUGCGCCAAGUUCGCGCUGGACGUCAAACUCAUGAUGCAGACCGAAGUGGGCGAGGUGUCGGAGCCGUAUGCUCCUCACAGGGGGUCGAGCAGCACGAUGCCGCAGAAGAGGAACCCCAUCUCGUGCGCGUACAUCACGGCCAUGUCGUCGACGGUGCGGCAGCUGAGCGCCAGCCUGUUCGAGGCCAUGGUGGAGGACCACGAGCGCAGCACGGGGCCCUGGGAGAUUGAGUGGAUCGUGCUGCCGCAGCUGUCGACCCUGACGCACGCGACGCUCCGGCACACGGCGGAGCUGGUGGCCGGGCUCGAGGUGCACGAGGACGCCAUGAAGAAGAACCUCGACCUCUCCAAGGGCGGCAUCGUCAGCGAGGCGGUCAUGAUGGGCCUGGGCAAGACCCUCGGCCGCCAGUACGCCCACGACGUCGUCUACGACCUGUGCCGCAGGUCGCAGCUCGAGGACAGGCCGCUGCUCGACCUCCUGUGCGAGCACGACGAGAUCAGCAAGAAGAUGACGCGCCAGGAGUUGGCCAGCUUGUGUGACCCGGCCAACUACCUCGGGUACAGCGAGGCCAUGGUCGAGAAGGUCCUCAAGCUGGCCGAUGAGCCUCCUCAGCUGAGGAAACCGAGUUUGGUCUAA
This is a messenger RNA of Fonsecaea nubica, 1407 nucleotides long. Its product is annotated as 3-carboxy-cis,cis-muconate cycloisomerase. Bases 1 to 1407 code for a protein of 468 amino acids. Gene Ontology annotation, molecular function: catalytic activity. NCBI's taxonomy places the organism in Eukaryota, Fungi, Ascomycota, Eurotiomycetes, Chaetothyriales, Herpotrichiellaceae. The transcript has a single exon. The record is from RefSeq and is a predicted model, not a curated record.